Closterium sp. Naga37s-1 is the source of this 1941-nucleotide messenger RNA. The record is from the annotation of a GenBank genome assembly. NCBI's taxonomy places the organism in Eukaryota, Viridiplantae, Streptophyta, Zygnematophyceae, Desmidiales, Closteriaceae.
AUGACGCCCCGCCAAAAACCAGGGAGUCGUAGAGCAGCGGAGGUUUGCGUCCCCCACGCUUCCCCCCACCGUCGCCAACGCUUCCUCCCGCUGUCGCUCACACUUCACUCCGUCGUUGCCCACACUACCCCUCCCGUCACCCACCUUCACCGCCGUCCACGCUUUCCCCCUGUCGCCCACGCUUCCUCCCACCGUCGCCCACGCUUCCUCCGACCGUCGCCCACGCUUCCUCCCACCGUCGCCCUCGCUUCCUCCCACCGUCGCCCACGCUUCCUCCCACCGUCGCCCUCGCUUCCUCCCACCGUCGCCCACGCUUCCUCCCACCGUCGCCCACGCUUCCUCCCACCGUCGCCCACGCUUCCCCCCACCGUCGCCCACGCUUUCCCCCUGUCGCCCACGCUUCCUCCCACCGUCGCCCACGCUUCCUCCCACCGUCGCCCACGCUUCCUCCCACCGUCGCCCUCGCUUCCUCCCACCGUCGCCCACGCUUCCUCCCACCGUCGCCCUCGCUUCCUCCCACCGUCGCCCACGCUUCCUCCCACCGUCGCCCACGCUUCCUCCCACCGUCGCCCACGCUUCCCCCCACCGUCGCCCACGCUUUCCCCCACCGUCGCCCACGCUUUCCCCCACCGUCGCCCAUGGCAGGUGGUGGUGCGGCUGUGGAGCAGAGUGUUGGGCGCACAGCCAGGGCAGCGCGUGCAGGCGGGCAGCAAGGAGUGCAGUGCUGCAGGGGGCGGGUUAGGGGAGGCGGAGCGGGGGAGGCGGGGGUUAGGGAGAGAGGGUGCAGGGAUCCUCCUAUCCCCCUUAUACCCUGCCACACUCUUACCUCCUGCCCUCCUCCCUUCCUCCGUUUUGUGGGGCCCCCACAGUCUCCCCCUUUCCCUUUCCAUUUCCCACUCGCCCACUCCCUUCCUCACGCCAACCCUGCUCCUCCGUUCCACCCAUCCUCUCAUCCGCCUAUCCUCUCAUCCGCCCAUCCUCUCAUCCGCCUAUCCUCUCAUCCGCCCAUCCUCUCAUCCGCCUAUCCUCUCAUCCGCCCAUCCUCUCAUCCGCCUAUCCUCUCAUCCGGCCAUCCUCUCAUCCGCCCAUCAUCUCAUCCGCCCAUCCUCUCAUCCGCCCAUCCUCUCAUCCGCCCAUCCUCUCAUCCGCCCAUCCUCUCACCCGCCCAUCCUCUCAUCCUCCCUCCCCUCCCAACCCUCUGUCUCCUCCCUCGCCUCCUCUCCUUCGUCACCACCUCUCCUCCCUCUUCGCCUCCCAUUCCACAUCUCCGCUGUGCAGAUUGUGGCAUCAGCACCCGGGUUUCAAGAGAGUUUCUGUCCCCUCUUGUUCCCAUCCCUCCAAUCCUUAGCUCCUCUUCACCCCAUCUCCUCCCUUCCCUCGAACAAGCUCGCUCAUUCCCCUCCCGUCACCCACGCACGCACCCUCCCCUCGACCUACAAGUCGUUCUCCGCUUCCGUCGCAUACGCGUUCAUUUCCCCUUCCCUCAUCUCCAAAUUCCUCAUCUCCCCUUCCCUCAUCUCCCCAUCCCUCAUCUCCCCAUUCCGCCUCACCCCAUUCCGCCCCACCCCAUUCCGCCCCACCCCUUUCUGCCCCACCCCAUUCCGCCCCACCCCUUUCUGCCCCACCCCAUUCCGCCAUGCCAUCCUACUUCUCAUCCCCUUUUCCUCGUUUCCCCAUCCCUCGUUCCCCAAUCCCAUCAUUCCCCGUGCCAACUUUCACCAUUCCACCAUACGGUCAUACCCCAUUCCGCCCUCUUCCUCCCCUCCCUUCUGCUUCUCCCCCAAGCGUCCUUCCUACCUCCCUUCCUCCCAUCAUCACUUCCUGUCUUCCUUCAUUCCUGCAUUCCUCACUUCCUCCCUUUCUCCGUUCCUCCCUUCCACUUGCCAGUUGUCAUUCUUUUGCAUGCUUGCUUCCCUUAUACUUCAGCCACGCCACAUCUGA